This is a messenger RNA of Cataglyphis hispanica, 1633 nucleotides long. RefSeq lists its product as uncharacterized. The transcript is spliced from 4 exons. NCBI's taxonomy places the organism in Eukaryota, Metazoa, Arthropoda, Insecta, Hymenoptera, Formicidae. The record is from RefSeq and is a predicted model, not a curated record. The coding region runs from base 496 to 1110 and encodes 204 amino acids.
AAAUUUGACCAAUCAGAACAAAGGAAUUUUAGUUUCUUUUGUUCUGAUUAGUCAAAUCCCAAUUCUUAAAUCUUUUCAAUGCUUAGUUUGAUACGGACUUUUCAGUUUCUUAUUGAAAAUCCAUAGUUUACAUUACGUUCACUGUAGAUUUCCAGUACUGACAGUUGAUAGUGAAUAUUGGAAUGCAGCUCUAAGCUCUAAGGAGCUAAUACGGUUCUUGAAACGAGGCCUCCACAUCAGUUUAUCUUUCUUCUUCCAAUGUAAAAAGAAAAAAAUAAAUUCUGAACUUCCUCCGAACGCCGGAGUGCCACAGUGCCACAGUGCCACUAGCUAUUAGUACAAUCGCUUCAGUUAAAAGAACGAAUCUACAUUGCAUGGCCUUUAAUAUCGAUUAGGUGAAAGAUUGGAUGAGAGACAGCUGAAUAUUUGAAAAACAUUUCGACGAGCGGAAUAAAAAAAUAAUAAUUCCGAAACAGUUUUUUCUAAACAGAUAAUAUGGAUACAAAAAUGGAUACAAAUAUGGAUACAUCCAUAUCCACAGAUCCAGAAGAACUAAUUUUGGAUUAUUCAUCACCUACUCUGAUUGAUGUUAUUGAUUUAACUAAAGAAUCACCAAGAAACAGAUCUUCACUAUUACCUUCAUGUCAUGGAUGGAAUGAAAAUGUAUCGAAUUAUCAUAUAACUAGGUCAUCUAGACGUAAUUUACAUAGAAAUGUCGUGCUUCCUAUAGUUAUAGGGGGUGGAAAUACUCAAAUAGAUAAUCUUGCAGAGAGAGUGUAUUCUGAUAUUGCAAGCAACAAUGAAAUUGUGAAUUUUGAUAAUACUAUUGAAAUUAAAGAAGAUAAACAAGAAGCAGAUAAACAAGAUAAAGACAAUAAACAAAAAGCAGAUGAAUAUGAAUACACAUUUGAGUCAGAUAAUAGAAUGCCAGUAUCUUUAACAUGUCCAAUAUGUUUGGAAACAUUAUCUUCUAGUUUAAAACCCACGACUACUCGUUGUGGACAUCUGUUUUGUGAAAACUGUUUGAAAGAAUCUAUUAAAAAAUAUAAACAUUGUCCAACCUGUAAAACAACUAUAAAAUUAAAAUCUUGUAUACGUGUAUAUCUUUAAAUAUGUAUAUUAUUCAUGAGCAUAAGUUUUAUAAAUUUCUUAAUAUUUCAUAUUGAUACUAUUGCACAUAAUUUGAAAAAUAAUUUUAAAUUUACUUUGAUUGUUUUUCUUCUUUUUCUAAAUCUGUCAUUGUCUUAAGAAAGUAAUGAACAAGUUUUUGAUAUAUAUUUUCUCUGUUUCAGAGAAAAUACCAGUUAUGCUUUUCAGUUAUGUUUCCAAUUAUUCAAUUGCAUUCACAUAAAUGUCAUUUUUCUCAAGAUGAUUUGUAACAUAAUUACAUAAUUAUUAGUGGAUAUUUAUAAUAAAAAUUUGUUUUAUAUAAUAAAAGUUAUGUAUAUUUUUAUAAUAAAAAUUUUGCUGCUCUCAGACAGCUUUAGACAAUUAGUUUUGUAUUAGGACUAUUUAAAAUAUAAAUUUAACAUUUUAUAUGAAUAAUAAUUUUCAUUUCUUUUUAUAAUAAGGUUGCCUCUUAAGAUGUAAUAGUGAAUCUGAAAUGAUUUGAAAUAUAUGAUAAAUGAUGCAA